Messenger RNA from Hyalella azteca, 1083 nucleotides. Its product is annotated as long-chain-fatty-acid--CoA ligase ACSBG2-like. Gene Ontology annotation, molecular function: long-chain fatty acid-CoA ligase activity. The record is from RefSeq and is a predicted model, not a curated record. The transcript is spliced from 7 exons. The coding region runs from base 1 to 1083 and encodes 360 amino acids. Lineage: Eukaryota; Metazoa; Arthropoda; Malacostraca; Amphipoda; Hyalellidae. Gene Ontology annotation, cellular component: endoplasmic reticulum; membrane.
AUGAGCGUCGCGAGAAGUUUGUUGCUCGUCCAGGAACUUGACAGUCAUCUCGUCAAGAGAUUUCUUCACCAUGUUACUAGAAAUGCGGCCCCGAGAAGGCGCCUCGUGAGUUCCGUGCGGGGCGCUGGGCUGCGGUCGCUGCACUGCGGGGCCCCGGCGCUGCAGGGCCUCGGCGCGGGGUCGACGCCCCCCAACGCUGAGACCAUAACCUCCUUCAGGUCCCCAGCCUCCUACAGGAGAGUGCACGCCGCUCGUGCUACUCCUCAGGAGGAGGAACUCUUUGAAUCAUCCCGCGGUCCGGACCAGGUGCUGCCUGCGAGGUCACACAAAUGUUGGCAUCCUGACGGUGCCGUGACCAUCACAAUGGACGAAGAAGGCCCAGGGGCUAGAGCGCCCAUGUCUGUCCACAGCCUCCUGCAAACAGCAGUUCUCACCCACCCCCAACAGCGUGCCCUCGCCGUCCACCGGGCCAUCAUGGCGGGGGGGCUGUCAACGGGGCUGUACCACAACAACUCUGCGGAGGCGAGUUGCGGCAUCGCAAACGACUGCCGUGCGCAGGUGCUGGUCUUGGACGACCACCACACCGUCAGCAACAUCAUGACCGUCCGACACAAGCUGCCGCACGUCAAGGCGAUCGUGCAGUGGCUUGGGCAGCCCAGGGAGCGCGGCGUGAUGUCUUGGGCGGAGUUCAUGCACCUCGGCGCCUCGACGCCCGACGACGAACUGCAGCAACGACUCAGCCUGCAGGCGGUCAACCAGUGCUGCACGCUGAUCUACACCUCAGGCACGACCGGUCCUCCUAAAGGAGUGAUGUGUUCCCAGGACAACAUCACCUGGAGCGCCCGCGCCAUCGUUGACUUCUUCAGCCUCAAGCACGACGACUCGAUCGUGUCCUACUUACCGCUGAACCACAUUGCGGCGCAGAUGGUGGACUUGUACUUGGCCAUGACAGCUGCCGGCACCGUCUACUUUGCCAAGCCGGACGCGCUCAAAGGCUCACUCUUCGACACAAUCAAAGACGUGAGACUUGGAUCAAGAAUUGAUGAUGGCGUCCACUUGCACCGCUUUUUUAUGUAUGACUGA